UUGAGGAAAUUUUAGAAAGAAGAUCCGCCGCCUGCCUUAUCGCCGCCACAUCCACAUCUAUCGGAGAUUCUCCUCCCAUGGCUGGCGGCUGGGCUGAUCGCCCGUUGGAUGUCUUCUCCCUCAUCUUCUCCAAACUCUCCCUUCCUCAAUUUCUCCGCUCGGCCGCCGCCGCCGUCUGUCUUCGGUGGUCGGCUGUCGUCCGCCACCUGUCCACUUGCGGCAACCCUAGACCAAGAUUUCUCGGAGGUUCUUCUCCCGUGGCUGGCGGCCGCUGGUCUGAUCUCCCGCCGGAUCUCUUCUCCCUCAUCUUCUCCAAAUUCUCCCUUCCUCAAUUUCUCCGCUCGGCCGCCGUCUGUGUUUCGUGGUCGGCUGCCGUCCGCGAUCUAUCCACGCGCGGAAGCUACUUUAAGUUCUGCAGGCAGAGCCCCUGGCUCGUGCUUAACGACAAUCCCCACGGCGACCCAUCCGCCAUCACCUUCUACGCCUCGGACGAGCGAAGGGAGUACACCAUCCCCGUCCCGGACCCUCCCAUAAGCGACCGACUCUUCCUCGGCUCUGCUCACGGUUGGAUCAUCACGAUCGACGCCCGCCUCCGGGUGCAACUGCUGAACCCGAUCACCGGCGCGCAGAUCGACCUCCCUCGCCUGAGCGGCGCCUUCCCCUCCGAGCACACCCACCCCAUCCGCGACAGUGCAGGGCGCCUAAUCGGCUUCACGACGCCGACACCAGCGUGCCCAGAGCUUGUAGAACAGCUUCGCCUGAAAGCAAUUCUAUCUGCUGAUCCGUCGCUCGGAGAUGGCUACGCCGUGGCGCUCUUCCAAUAUCCUCCCGGGAGAAUCUAUUUCACCGUCUCCGGCGACGAGAAAUGGUUCGACUUAAAAAAUCGCAUUGUAAUUGCAAAUAUGGUCUUCCAUCGAGGCAACCUGUACAUGAGCGCAUAUUCAGUUUCGGCAGUGUAUUUUUGUGACUUAGCCGAAAUUCAACGUGGCGAGAAGCCCAGAUUUAGAGUGGUCGAUCAGGAUGCAAGUUUUAACGUGCUCCUGCACUAUUUGUUUGAGACUCCUCGAGGGGAUCUUUUUAGCAUUUGGAGGGAGAAAGGUACAGAUACUACUAAGACCGUAUCAUUCAGGGUGUACAGGGUGGUGAUGGAUGAUGAGGGGAAGCUAAGUAAAAGACUAGAAAAAACGAUGAACGUGGUAGAGUUUAUUAACUACUUAAAAGGCGGCAGGGCGGUGAUGGAUAAGCAGAUUCUUCAAAGAGAUCAUGAAGCGAACGACGAUUUGGGAGUCUUGAUCGCCCUCUUAGGCAGCUGCGACCCACUUUGUCUUGAUGCUUGUGCUUUUCCACACUUGACGCUUAAUUCUAUAUAUUUUAUACGUGACGAUAUAUUUCGAGAUCCAGAGUGGCAAGCCUACUAUUGGCGAAUGUUUGAAGAGCGAAAUAUCGACCUCCCUAGCCUGAGCGGCGCCUUCCCCUCCGAGCACACCCACCCCAUCCGCGACAGUGCAGGGCGCCUAAUCGGCUUCAUGACACCGACACCAACGUGCCAAGAGCUUGUAGAACAGCUUCGCCUGAAAGCAAUUCUAUCUGCUGAUCCGUCGCUCGGAGAUGGCUAUGCCGUGGCGCUCUUCCAAUAUCCUCCCGGGAGAAUCUAUUUCACCGGCUCCGGCGACGAGAAAUGGUUCGACUUAAAAAAACGCAUUGUAAUUGCAAAUAUGGUCUUCCAUCGAGGCAACCUGUAUAUGAGCGCAAAUUCAGUUUCGGCAGUGUAUUUUUGUGACUUAGCCGAAAUUCAACGUGGCGAGAAGCCCAGAUUUAGAGUGGUCGAUCAGGAUGCAAGUCGUAACGUGCUCCUGCACUAUUUGUUUGAGACUCCUCGAGGGGAUCUUUUUAGCAUUUGGAGGGGGAGAGGUACAGAUACUACUAAGACCGUAUCAUUCAGGGUGUACAAGGUGGUAAUGGAUGAUGAGGGGAAGCUAAGUAAAAGACUAGAAAAAACGAUGAACGUCGUAGAGUUUAUUAACUACUUAAAAGGCGGCAGGGCGGUGAUGGAUAAGCAGAUUCUUCAAAGAGAUCAUGAAGCGAACGACGAUUUGGGAGUCAUGAUCGCCCUCUUAGGCAGCUGCGACCCACUUUGUCUUUAUGCCUGUGCUUUUCCACACUUGACGCUUAAUUCUAUAUAUUUUAUACGUGACGAUAUAUUUCGAGAUCCAGAGUGGCAAGACUACUAUUGGCGAAUGUUUGAAGAGCGAAAUGUGCAAAGGUUUAAAGUUUACUUUUACCCUGGCUGCGAUCCGGCAUUGUUUUUGGAUCAAAAUUGGUUCAGAAAAUUUCUGAAUUGUCCGAUUUCCUUGAGCAUCGACGCCACUAAUUCCGUCCGAUUAUAUUGGCAGCCUCCCUCAAGCUCCAUUAAUUAG
Messenger RNA from Zingiber officinale, 2417 nucleotides. RefSeq lists its product as uncharacterized. The transcript has 2 exons. The coding region runs from base 78 to 2417 and encodes 779 amino acids. Lineage: Eukaryota; Viridiplantae; Streptophyta; Magnoliopsida; Zingiberales; Zingiberaceae. Gene Ontology annotation, molecular function: protein binding. The record is from RefSeq and is a predicted model, not a curated record.